Messenger RNA from Schistosoma turkestanicum, 1615 nucleotides. The record is from the annotation of a GenBank genome assembly. NCBI's taxonomy places the organism in Eukaryota, Metazoa, Platyhelminthes, Trematoda, Strigeidida, Schistosomatidae.
CUGUGUUUUGCUGAGUAAGGUCAUCCCAUUUCCGUUCCUUUACAGUGAUCAUGUUGACGGUCCGUGUGCAGUCUAUUCUGUAGACAUGGCUGGUGUUGACCACGCCUAUCAGUACUCUGUGGAAGUGAAGAGCAGGUUCUCACUGUUUCUGGAUGACAAUCUGAACAGUGAGGACCCGGAUAUUUUGCUAUCCAAGUUGCAAAGUAAACGAGCUGAAAAGACUAAAAAAGAUAAGCCUCAUGUGCAACAGCAGCAAGUGGCGCCUGUAAAGGUCGACACAAUAACAAAGAAUGAGGUGAAGGUUGAGACUGCAGCCCCUAAAGCUUCUCGGGUAUCGAAAACUCCUAACUCUACAGAGCCACCCCCAGCGCCAAUUGAGGACGUACAGAUCACAUCUGCGAAGGGGCCUGAUGAACCAAUUGGUAAUUUUGUACGUGGCCGAGGUUCAGGCAGAGGAGCACCUCGAGGGAUGCGUGCGGGCAGAGGACAGGGUCCUCGGAUGCCUCCAACUGAUGCGCCCCAAGAGCCAGCGAUUGAUAUGAAUGGUCCUAGAGGGCCAGGUUUCGAACCUAGAGGACGUGGAAGGGGCAGAGGAAGAGGAAUGUUUGGUCGCGGUCGUGGGAUGCCAUUCAAUUCAAAUCGAGACUUCGACAAUCAGGAUGGUCCGGAUCGUCAGGGUCCGAGACAAUAUGGACGAAGAGAUGGAAACUGGAACUCUCAGGAUGUUGAUGGUCAUGCGGUAACUGAGAGUGGCGACUCGGAUCAAGUUGUGCGCUCCCCGGAUGAUCGUAAUGAGACCGAAGACCAGUCAGAGCACACCCCUGUUGAGGCCGAAGAGAGUGUGGAUGUCAACACAGAAACACCGGCUGAGGAAGAACCAAAAAGCUACACAUUGGAAGAAUACAAGGCUAUGCGCCAGUCUUCCAAACCAGCCAUCUUAUUGAGCAACAAAGGUCUCCGCAAAGCCAAUGAUGGCAAAGAUGUGUUUGCGAACAUGGUAGCUCACAGAAAAAUACAGGAAGCCCACGAAGACGUCUACGAGGUGGAGGAGAAGGAAAACGAGCCUGAGGAGCACCAGCCAAUCGACAUUGACUUCUCUUUUGCUGAUGACUUUGGAAGCCGUAGACGGGGUGGCCGAGGAUUUGAAGGUAGGGGCUUUGAUCGUGGUCGUGGUGGUCCACGUGGUGCAGGACCAAGAGGUGAACGUGGGGGUCGAGGAAGAGGCCAAAUGAGGAGUGAUGGGCGAGGCCGUGGUUUCGGUCGUGUUCUGCCCGUUGGCGACCACAUUCCGCCUCCAGCAAUCUACAACGAUCAAGAGUUCCCUUCCUUGAAGUGAAUUCACGAAAUAAAAAGGAAGCAGUGUUGGAUUAAGAAAACUCCCUUGUCAACCUUUACUUUCUCGAAGGCUUUUAGUCCAAGCCUCUACUCACUCAUACUCAUCCUUCCCUAUUAAACUCCAGCUUUGUAAUCUAGUUUCUCUUAAAAGCAGUUCAAGGACUGAAUUUGGCUGUGCUGCUUAAGAUCUGAUUGCAAAGCUUUGUACAUGAAUGUUUUCAGAAUGUCACAGUUUUGCGGUUGGUGUAACCAAUCGUUCAAAAUAAACAUGAUAAGAUUA